Molecule: messenger RNA, 2853 nt
Organism: Osmia lignaria (orchard mason bee)
Lineage: Eukaryota; Metazoa; Arthropoda; Insecta; Hymenoptera; Megachilidae
Product: E3 ubiquitin-protein ligase SIAH1
Biological process (GO): multicellular organism development; proteasome-mediated ubiquitin-dependent protein catabolic process
Cellular component (GO): cytoplasm
Molecular function (GO): ubiquitin conjugating enzyme binding; zinc ion binding; ubiquitin protein ligase activity
Source: RefSeq, a predicted model, not a curated record
AUGAAAUUGAUGUCGUCGUUGAUGAAAAUAAGUUUGAAACUGUUAUAAAGUGCAUUAAAAACGGGACAUAACGCUCGUUAAUGGCAGUUGCAUGCAUUGCAUGGGUGUAAACGGACGGGCGUACAGUCGAACGGACAGCUGCGGUGUCAUCAUCUUGCUGUGCGUCGUAUUGUACGGAACGAGCUGCAAGUGUCGGAAGUUCGAAAAGGAGCAAAUUGCUACUAUGUCUCAGCGAAAACUAUCAAAAGCCACGUUACAAUUAAUGUUGCCUCUUUGGCCAAGAGAAUUCGCGAUGUAGCCUCUCCCACAGUCGAUUUCAUCGCGUUCGCGUUUAUUCCUCAUCGAUGUACCGAGAAUUAUCGGGAGCAUUUCGUGCAACAUUUUCGAAGCCAAGUCGCAUGAAAUCUCCUGUUGUUGCCGUUUUCGUAACAACAUUUGUCUAUUGUCGUAUCGUCUUCUGUCGUUAUUCUCGACGUUUUCAUUCUCGUUUAUAUCUCUGUUGUCACCGUUCUCAAGUGCCUUCUCUCUCUCUCCCUCUCUUAUACUUUUCACUAUUUCCCGAUCUGAAUCGCGCGAAAACUAUUGUAUGCAUCGAGUGACGUACUAAUGUUUUUGUCAAUCCAGAUUCCGAUAUGAGGUGGAUGAUUCAUUCCAAAAUGCAUCGCAUUUAUUAGACAUCUUCAAAUUAAACAGAUUUCCUUGUCAUCAAAACAGCAAAGUGUUCUUGUUCGAUACACAGAACAAAAAGAAAAGAUGUCCCAAUUAAGUAUUAGUACGGGAAAGAGAGGGAGGAGUGUUGCAAGCUCCUCUGCAUCUACUGUAUCAUCUUUGAGCAGCUCAACUGACCUGGCAAGCCUAUUUGAAUGUCCGGUUUGCUUUGAUUAUGUUCUACCACCAAUUUUACAAUGUCAGAGUGGACACCUUGUUUGUAGCAAUUGCCGACCAAAGCUUAACUGCUGUCCUACCUGUAGAGGUCCAUUAGGUAAUAUUCGCAAUUUGGCUAUGGAAAAAGUAGCAGGUAAUGUAAUGUUUCCUUGCAAAUAUUCAACAAGUGGGUGCACUGUUUCUUUGGUGCAUACCGAAAAGGCAGAUCAUGAAGAUGCAUGUGAAUUCCGUCCAUACAGUUGUCCUUGCCCAGGUGCUUCUUGUAAAUGGCAAGGAUCUCUUGAGCAAGUAAUGCCGCAUCUAGUUAUGAGUCACAAAAGUAUUACAACACUUCAAGCAACUGAUAUUAAUCUUCCUGGUGCAGUGGACUGGGUAAUGAUGCAGUCUUGUUUUGGUCAUCACUUUAUGCUAGUACUAGAAAAACAAGAAAAAUAUGAUGGACAUCAACAAUUUUUCGCAAUUGUUCAAUUGAUUGGUUCAAGGAAACAGGCAGAAAAUUUUGCUUAUAGACUAGAAUUGAAUGGGCAUAAAAGACGCUUAACAUGGGAAGCUAUGCCGCGUUCUAUUCACGAAGGCGUUUCAUCUGCAAUUUUAAAUUCAGACUGCCUUGUAUUUGAUACUUCUAUCGCGCAAUUAUUUGCCGAUAAUGGAAAUCUAGGAAUUAAUGUUACAAUUUCUAUGGCAUGAGGAAAACUGGAAAAAGCAGUGUGAAAUCAUUUAAGCGUAUCGAGCUGUCUUUAGAUCGAUAAUCCGGUCUUUGUACUGAGAAUCGCUCGUUAUGUAUAUAUAGCAUUUUUUUACGUUACCACUGAUAAAUAUUAGCAAUAUGGAUGUUAGGAAAUGUUUGGAAUGUGGUGAUGAAGCAUAGUAAUCAAACGCUCAGUUACAGGACCUCCCUUUAGAAGCUUUAAAGUGUACUUGUAUGUGAUAUUAACACUACAAUGUGAAAAUAAUAAAAACCUUUCAUUAUACUUACGAUGACUUUAAAGCUUUGGCACUGAGUAAAACAUCGAUUCCAAAAAGUACCUGACACCUAUUGCGCACUGCUGUUACGAUCUUUUAGUCAUUUCUUAUCGAAUUCACGUUUUUUUCCUACAUUUUUUUUUUAUUCUAACUUGAAUGCUUUCUAAUAUAUGUAAGAUAUAUUUUUUAGGAAAAUACCAUUACAUUUUAUAAAAAGAAGUACAAUUUUUGUCAAAACAUUAAGUACCAUUUGUUUAUAGUACAGUCAUGGUAUUACAAACAAAAAUUCGAAGCACAUAAUGAAAUUCCUUGAUACAUAAUUGUUUACUGUAUUAUAAUUGAACUGAUUGUAGUAAGCAUACAUUUGUCAUUAUUUAUUCUCAUUUGGAACGUCAUAUGUUCGCAUAUUUAUUAUCACCUCGUAAUUUGUUUAUAACUUUAGCUUUUAAAUAAGUUUGUUUUGUAAUAAAUUUGCUUUUUUUUAACUAUUUAGAGACAUGGUAGACUUACUUUGUAUUAGAUUACUUUGUAAUUGAGUUCUUUAUAGGUUGUGCUUUCCGUGUUGUUCGGAAUCUCAAAACAAGAAAAAAAAAAAAUCAGUGGAAAUUUACAAUCAUUAUUACAAAAAUUGUGAUUAUUUUGCUGUGAAACGUUUUGCCUUAUACAUAAUGAUUACUCGUUACAAGCAUUAACAGUGAUUGGUAGUAUGGAAUCAGUGGUCAAUAUAUUUUUCGUUUUACAGAGACAAAGUAUUAAAGCACUUAUAUCAGCAGUACACACGGGAACACGAAAGUAGUUGAUAUACGAUAAGCAGGUGCAAAAUAAUAGAAUAAAGUUGCGAAUCUCAUUCUUUUUUACUGAUGCCGAAAUAGACGAAUUUAUUCAAGAAAAAGAGUUACAGUUUCAGGAAUAUAUAGAUCCAUUACAUUGUUGCAUAGUAGGUUUAUAAAUAACAUGCCAAGUUGUAAAUACUUUCUAUACUAUUCUUUUAAAAAAGAAAAAAAA